AAAACUUCCGGUCCGGGGACGGAAACGCAAACCUGCUGUGUAAUCGUACAAUUCAGCUGUCCCAGCAGCUCCGUUUGAUUGGUAAAAACUACAGUAGUACAAAUCAAAUAUGCCAGACUAUUUAGGAGACGAUCAGAGGAAGACAAAGGAAGAGGACAAGGAUGACUCACCAAUCAGAGCUUUGGAUGAAGGAGACAUUGCUCUGCUGAAGACUUAUGGUCAAAGCACUUACUCCAGACAGAUCAAACAAGUGGAAGAUGACAUCCAGCAGCUGCUCAAAAAAAUCAACGAGCUUACAGGUAUUAAAGAGUCAGACACGGGGCUGGCGCCACCAGCUCUCUGGGAUCUGGCUGCUGACAAGCAGACCCUUCAGAGUGAACAACCACUACAAGUUGCAAGAUGCACAAAAAUCAUCAACGCAGACUCGGAGGACCCCAAAUACAUCAUCAAUGUCAAACAAUUUGCCAAGUUUGUGGUGGACCUGAGCGAUCAGGUGGCGCCGACUGACAUUGAGGAGGGCAUGAGAGUUGGUGUUGACAGGAACAAGUACCAGAUCCAUAUCCCCCUGCCUCCUAAAAUCGACCCGACCGUCACCAUGAUGCAGGUGGAGGAGAAACCGGAUGUUACUUACAGUGAUGUCGGUGGCUGCAAGGAGCAGAUUGAAAAGUUGAGAGAAGUGGUCGAGACCCCCCUGCUCCAUCCUGAGCGGUUCGUCAACUUGGGAAUUGAGCCCCCGAAAGGUGUGCUGCUGUUCGGACCACCCGGCACCGGAAAGACCCUGUGUGCCCGUGCCGUGGCCAACCGGACAGACGCCUGCUUCAUCCGAGUCAUCGGCUCUGAACUGGUGCAGAAGUAUGUGGGGGAGGGAGCCCGGAUGGUGAGAGAACUCUUUGAGAUGGCCAGGACCAAGAAGGCCUGUCUCAUCUUUUUUGAUGAAAUAGAUGCCAUCGGAGGCGCACGUUUUGACGACGGUGCUGGCGGAGACAACGAGGUGCAGAGGACCAUGCUGGAGCUCAUCAACCAGCUGGACGGGUUCGACCCGCGUGGCAACAUCAAAGUACUGAUGGCCACCAACAGGCCCGACACCUUGGAUCCAGCCCUGAUGAGACCCGGACGUUUAGAUAGAAAGAUCGAAUUCAGUUUGCCCGACCUUGAGGGCCGCACGCACAUCUUCAAGAUUCACGCUCGCUCCAUGAGUGUGGAGAGGGACAUUCGCUUUGAGCUGCUCGCUCGCCUCUGUCCCAACAGCACAGGUGCCGAGAUUCGCAGCGUGUGCACGGAAGCCGGCAUGUUCGCAAUCAGGGCUCGCCGGAAGAUUGCCACUGAGAAGGACUUCCUGGAGGCGGUGAACAAGGUCAUCAAGUCCUACGCCAAGUUCAGCGCCACGCCAAGAUACAUGACCUACAAUUGAGUGUACAUACAUACACGUGUUGUCCGGUUUGAAUUUUUACUUCUUGGAAAGCAGAGUCAAGAAAUAAUGUCCUUAUGUUGUCAGGAGUUACAAAUAAACCUUUAUGCCGCA
Hippocampus zosterae (dwarf seahorse) is the source of this 1522-nucleotide messenger RNA. RefSeq names its product proteasome 26S subunit, ATPase 2 (gene psmc2). Gene Ontology annotation, molecular function: proteasome-activating activity; ATP binding; ATP hydrolysis activity. The transcript is spliced from 12 exons. The coding region runs from base 110 to 1411 and encodes 433 amino acids. Gene Ontology annotation, biological process: proteasome-mediated ubiquitin-dependent protein catabolic process. The record is from RefSeq and is a predicted model, not a curated record. Gene Ontology annotation, cellular component: proteasome regulatory particle, base subcomplex. NCBI's taxonomy places the organism in Eukaryota, Metazoa, Chordata, Actinopteri, Syngnathiformes, Syngnathidae.